Messenger RNA from Micropterus salmoides (largemouth bass), 3351 nucleotides. It is a transcript of the gene dpp3, whose product is annotated as dipeptidyl-peptidase 3. Gene Ontology annotation, cellular component: cytoplasm. Gene Ontology annotation, biological process: proteolysis. Gene Ontology annotation, molecular function: metalloexopeptidase activity; dipeptidyl-peptidase activity. The transcript has 19 exons. NCBI's taxonomy places the organism in Eukaryota, Metazoa, Chordata, Actinopteri, Centrarchiformes, Centrarchidae. The coding region runs from base 114 to 2522 and encodes 802 amino acids. The record is from RefSeq and is a predicted model, not a curated record.
GGAGAUUGGGAUUGAGCCAUAGACUGUAUAAAGAAGAUUCAGGAUUCAGCGGAAGAGUACACAGCACACGUUUCUCGGCUUGUAACCUUGUCACGAGUUCCGGAUGUGCGACCAUGCUCCCUAGGCUCACUGCUAACGUACAGCGUGCGCCAGGCGGCCAAAUGAUGUUGAGAUGUCUUCGUUUGUGGAAAAGGAGUCCGACGAGGAUGGGAUUCGAACCCACGCGUGCAGAGCACAAUGGAUUAGCAGUCCAUCGCCUUAACCACUCGGCCACCUCGUCUGCUAUCUCCAUAUCCAUGAGAUGUUGUUCCUCAUCGUCAGUGUUAAACCUCAGACUAAAGAUGGUGGAUUCCCAGUACUACCUCCCAAAUGACAUUGGCAUCUCUGCUCUUGACUGUGGCGAGGCCUUCCGUUUGCUUUCACCUCAGGAGAAGAAGUACGCCCACAACCUGUCCCGCGCUGCUUGGUAUGGUGGACUGGCAGUGCUGCUGCAGACUUCCCCAGAGUCUGCAAACAUCUUUGUCUUGCUGCAAAAAAUCUUUAGGAAGCAGGCGCCUGCACAGCUAGAACAGGUCGCCACAGCAGCUGGACUCAGUUCUGAGGAGUACCAGGCCUUCUUGGUGUAUGCAGCAGGUCUGUAUGCCAACAUGGGAAACUACAAGUCUUUCGGAGACACCAAGUUUAUCCCAAAUCUACCUAAGGACAAGCUGAAAGCUCUGGUAUGGGCCAGCGAGGCGUUUCAGGAGCAGCCUACUGAGAUGGAGGCUCUGUGGGACAGCUGCUCCUGUCUUCUCUACUCCCUGGAAGAAAGACAGAAACAGCUGGGGCUGGGCAACAAGGGAAUUACCACCUACUUCUCAGGAAACUGCUGUCUGGAGGAUGCUGAGCUAGCUCAGAGGUUCCUUGACUCAAAAAAACUAUCCGCGUACAACACCCGUCUGUUUAAGAGGGACAAUGGAGGUAAAGCCUGCUACGAGGUGCGCUUGGCUUCAGCUGUGCAGAAAGACUGUGCAGUGGAUGGGGAAUGCGAAACAUGCUGCGGCAGCUUCAACUUCGAAGACAAAGAGUUCACUGUGAAAAGGGGAGACUAUGCACCUCUCAUGGAGAAAGUUAGCUAUUACCUCCAACAAGCACAGGCCUAUGCUGCCAAUGAGAACCAGAAAAAGAUGCUCGAAGAGUACACACGCAGCUUCACCUUAGGCUCAAUUGAAGCCCAUAAAGAGGGGUCACGCUACUGGAUCAAAGACAAGGGACCAAUUGUUGAGAGUUAUAUAGGUUUCAUAGAGAGCUACAGAGACCCAUUUGGCUCCAGAGGAGAGUUUGAAGGUUUUGUUGCAGUUGUGAACAAGGCGAUGAGUGAGCGUUUUGCCAAACUGGUGGGCUCAGCAGAAGUCUUGCUACCUGAGCUGCCCUGGCCCAGGGAGUUUGAGAAGGACACUUUCCUUAAACCUGACUUCACCUCGUUGGAUGUCCUCACCUUCGCUGGCAGUGGAAUCCCAGCUGGCAUCAACAUCCCCAACUAUGAUGACAUCAGACAGUCAGAGGGCUUUAAAAACGUGUCACUAGGCAAUGUGCUGGCUGUAGCCUAUGCUACACAAAAAGAAAAACUUACCUUCCUGGAGGAAGAGGACAAGGAUUUGUUUAUCAAGUGGAAGGGACCAUCAUUUGAGGUGCAGGUUGGACUUCAUGAGCUGUUAGGCCACGGAAGUGGCAAGCUGUUUGUCAAGGAUGACAUUGGCAAGUUCAACUUUGAUCAGAGCAAGGUGAUCAACCCAGAGACGGGGGAACCGGUCUCCAGUUGGUAUCGGGGCAGCGAGACAUGGGAUAGUAAAUUCUCCACAAUUGCUUCAUCUUACGAAGAAUGCCGGGCUGAGUGUGUCGGACUCUAUCUGUGUCUCAACAAGCAAGCACUCAGUAUUUUUGGGCAUGAGGGCCAGGAUGCGGAGGAUGUGGUGUACAUCAACUGGCUCAGCAUGGUCAGAGCGGGACUUCUGGGCCUGGAAUUCUACACGCCUGAGAGCAAGAGCUGGAGACAGGCUCACAUGCAGGCUCGUUUCGUGAUCCUGCGUGUUCUGCUGGAGGCCGGGGAGGGCCUAGUGGGGCUGGAGGAAGUGACAGGACAGGACGGCAACCCUGAUGCUCGAAUCACACUGGACCGAAGCAAGAUCCACACUGUGGGAAAGAACGCCAUCCACAGGUUCCUUUGUAAACUGCAGGUCUUAAAGUCAACAGCAGAUGUGGAAGGAGGCAGGGCUCUCUAUGACGGCUACUCCGCCGUCAACGACAGCGGUGCUCACAACUUCUUGCGUCUCCGGGAGACGGUACUGCUGAGGAAGGAAGCUCGUAAGAUGUUUGUCCAGGCCAACACCAGAGUCAGUGGGGACAGCGUGGAGCUGGUGGAAUACGAAGGCAGUGCGGCAGGUUUGAUUCGCUCUUUCACGGAGCGCUUCCAAGACGACGCAGAGCAGCUGGAGGCAGACCUUUUGGAAAUGAGCAAAAGAGACGGCCCCUGCUGGUGUUGAUGGAUGGAUGAUCUGCUCCAUAGGCUUCAGAAAUACCAACUGAAAUCAGUUUUUUUUUUUUUUUUUUUUUGAUUGAAAUGUGAUGUGAAAGCAAACUGAUUUUUAAUGGAUGUUAAAACACAAAAAACUACAAACUGAUCCUUUUCAGAAGACACUUCUUAACGGACUAAAGUUUCCUACUUCAAAUAAAGCCAUAAGACUGGAGCAGAUCUGCCAAAGACAACAGCCACAGUUUUUCCAGCCACGGUCCAGUGUCAGGUCUCUUUGAUAACAUGAUGAAAUACAACUAAACAAGUUGAAAAUGAACACCACAUCAUCAAUCUUGUAGAUUCAUUUAGGAAAUGUAUUUUUCUAAUGAGAAGUAUUGAGAACUGUCCAUUAAACAAACACUGACAAUAAAAAUGGUUCCUGUGUAUAAACGAGUAGGUGACUGUUGGUAGUUUUCACCUUAUAAUCAUGGCAAGGUCAGAAAUUGGCUUCAAAUGUUCACGAAACAAACAUGAGAUGUUUUGUCUGUACUGGGAAUGAUUGAUUUUCACGGUCAACGUUUGGCUACAAAUUCUGCCAUCUUUACAGCUCAUCCAUUAAAUAAACAUAUUUGUCCAGCCUUGGUGUUGGUGAUGAUUUGACAGGUUAAGACUGUUAACUAGCUGCCAUGAGAACUUAAUGUUGACUGUACGGCAAAAUAAUACUUUAUUUUUUGCCAUGUUUGGAAUAAAGAAGUAAUCGAAUACUUGACUGUAUAAAAUAUUGCUGUGUCUGGAAGGCCUAAUAAAAUACUGUAUGCAAGAAAUGUGUUGAAUACACAAAUAAAAAUUGUUUGAUAAAA